CGAUGAGUCCUCGGGUCAGAAUCGCGGCGACGCGGUGGCUGCCAAGCAGCCAAGCCCACGGCAAGGCCAAGAGCCGGCGCCCGUCGUCGGCCGUGCGCCCGACGCUGCUGGUGAUCGCGGUGAGCGUGAUCGCCGUGCUGCUCGUGGCCGCCUUCUUCGGUGGCGCCCGGCCGUGGACGCUCUCCGGCGGCGGCGGCGACGCCAGCUGGGUCUCCGCCGGAGCCCGCGUCGUCAUCAACGCCGUGUCCGGUCGACGAGGCGCCGAUCACGUCGGGACGGCGGCGGAACCGACGAACCGGUUCCUGGGCGGCCUCCUCUCGCCGGACUUCGACGACAGCUCCUGCCUCAGCCGCUACCGCGCCGGGCUCUACCGCCGGCAGUCACCCCACGCCGUCUCGUCUCACCUCGUCACCUCCCUCCGCCGCUACGAGUCCAUCCACCGCCGCUGCGGCCCCGGCACCUCCGCCUACGAGCGCGCCGUGGCAAGCCUGCGCUCCCCGUCGAACACCUCCGCCGCCGCCGCCGCGCCCUCCGAGUGCAGGUACCUCGUGUGGACGCCGCUCGAGGGGCUCGGCAACCGCAUGCUCACGCUCACGUCCGCCUUCCUCUACGCGCUCCUCACCGACCGCGUCCUCCUCUUCCACCACCCCGGCGACGACCUCAAGGACCUCUUCUGCGAGCCGUUCCCGGGCUCCACGUGGACCCUCCCAGAGGGAGACUUCCCGUUCAGCGGCAUGCAGGGCUUCAACGCGCGCACCCGCGAGAGCCUCGGCAACGCGCUGCGCCGCGGCGAGGGCGCCCGGGGCCCGCCGCCGCCGUGGAUGUACGUGCACCUGCGCCACGACUACUCGCGCAACGCCAACGACCCGCGCUUCUUCUGCGACGACGGGCAGGACGCGCUGCGGCGGGUCGGCUGGGUGGUGCUCCUCUCCGACAACUACUUCCUGCCAGGCCUGUUCAUGAUCCCGCGGUUCGAGCGCGAGCUGUCGCGGAUGUUCCCGCGCCGCGACGCCGCGUUCCACCACGUCGGCCGGUACCUGCUGCACCCGAGCAACACGGUGUGGGGCAUGGUGACGCGGUACCACACCUCGUACCUGUCCUGCGCCGAGGAGCGCGUCGGCAUCCAGGUGCGCUCCUUCUACUGGGCGCGCAUCUCCACCGACGAGCUCUACGGCCAGAUCAUGUCGUGCGCGCACGGCGAGAGCAUCCUGCCCCGCGUGCAGGAGGAGGACCCCAGCAACGCCACCGCCGGGGAGCUGCCGGCGGCCGCCGCGAGGCGCAAGGCGGUGCUCGUCGUGUCCCUCCACGGCGCCUACUCCGAGAGGAUCAGGGACCUCUACUACGAGCACGGCGCGGCGGGCGGGGACUCGGUGAGCGUGUUCCAGCCGACGCACCUGGACCGGCAGCGGUCCGGGGAGCAGCUGCACAACCAGAAGGCGCUCGCCGAGAUGAUGCUGCUCAGCUUCUCCGACGUGGUGAUCACGUCCGCCGCCUCGACGUUCGGGUACGUCGGCCACGGGCUGGCCGGGCUGAGGCCAUGGGUGCUCAUGAGCCCCCUUGACAAGAAGGUGCCCGACCCGCCGUGCCGGCUAGCCCCCACCAUCGAGCCGUGCUUCCAUAACCCGCCGCACUACGACUGCCGGACCAGGGCCAAAGGCGACACCGGCAAGAUGGUCCGGCAUGUCCGGCACUGCGUCGACUUCGAGAAUGGCGUUCAGUUGGUGGAGUGAGCUCUAGCUAACCCAUGCGGCCAUGCAUUCCAUUUUCUUUGUCUGAAUGUUCAUUUCUUUCGGUGUUACUUGUUCUUACUGUUACGGAGUAAGAAACCUGAAACUUACAUGUACGUUAUACGGUAUAGAGGUAAAUAAUAUUUACUGAAUUGUAAU
Oryza brachyantha (malo sina) is the source of this 1886-nucleotide messenger RNA. Its product is annotated as probable fucosyltransferase 7. The record is from RefSeq and is a predicted model, not a curated record. Gene Ontology annotation, molecular function: galactoside 2-alpha-L-fucosyltransferase activity. Gene Ontology annotation, biological process: cell wall biogenesis; xyloglucan biosynthetic process. Bases 3 to 1730 code for a protein of 575 amino acids. The transcript is spliced from 2 exons. Lineage: Eukaryota; Viridiplantae; Streptophyta; Magnoliopsida; Poales; Poaceae. Gene Ontology annotation, cellular component: Golgi apparatus; membrane.